Calidris pugnax (ruff) is the source of this 3343-nucleotide messenger RNA. It is a transcript of the gene BSDC1, whose product is annotated as BSD domain containing 1. The transcript is spliced from 11 exons. NCBI's taxonomy places the organism in Eukaryota, Metazoa, Chordata, Aves, Charadriiformes, Scolopacidae. The record is from RefSeq and is a predicted model, not a curated record. Bases 37 to 1380 code for a protein of 447 amino acids. Gene Ontology annotation, cellular component: cytoplasm.
GGGGUCGGUAAAUAUUGGUGACGUCAGGCCGCCAAGAUGGCGGAGGGGGAGGACGGGGGCUGGUGGCGGAGCUGGCUGCAGCAGAGCUACCAGGCCGUCAAGGAGAAGUCCACAGAAGCUUUGGAAUUCAUGAAACGGGACCUGGCUGAGUUCACCCAAGUUGUGCAGCAUGACACAGCCUGCACUAUCGCCGCUACGGCCAGCGUGGUCAAGGACAAGCUGGCAAGGACAGAAGGUUCCUCAGGUGCAACUGAAAAGGUGAGGAAAGGGCUCUCUGACUUCCUGGGUGUCAUCUCAGACACAUUUGCUCCCUCUCCGGAUAAGACCAUUGACUGUGAUGUCAUCACACUGAUGGCAACACCCACAGGUACCACAGAGCCCUAUGACAGUGCCAAGGCUCGUCUCUACAGCCUCCAGUCAGACCCAGCCACCUACUGCAAUGAACCUGAUGGCCCUGCUGAGCUCCUCGAGGCCUGGCUCUCUCAGUUUAACCUCGAGGAGAAGAAAGGGGAGAUCGCGGAGCUCCUGGCGACCAGCCCUUCCAUCCGUGCUCUCUACACCAAAAUGGUGCCUGUGGCUGUUUCCCACUCUGAAUUCUGGCAGCGCUACUUCUAUAAAGUGCAUCGCCUGGAGCAGGAUGAAGCCAGGAGGGAGGCUCUGAAGCAGCGAGCGGAGCUGAGCAUUCACCAAGAGGAGCCAGGCUGGGAAGAAGAUGAAGAGGAGUUCUUGGGGAUGUCACCCCUGCCUUGUGCAAACGUGAAAUUGCCAGAAGCAGCAGAGAAAGAAUCUGCCCCUGCAGCCCUGGAGGGAGACCACCCCACUGCUCCCAAGGGACCCUCAGAGGAAAGCUGGGCCGUCCUCCCUCCGGCGCCAGCCCCAGUAGAGGGGAGCCCCUCUGAGAGCAGUGAGAGCAUCUCCCUUGUGACUCAGAUUGCAAACCCUGCCUCUGUGCCUGCUGCGCAGCUACAGACUGGAGCGCAACCAGCCAGGGCUGGAGACCUCUCCCAGAAGCUGCUGGAGGCCACCUCGGAAGAGCAGAGCUCCCUGCCAAAGCCCCCAGAACCUGUUCAUCCUUCUGCACCUCCAUCCUCAGAGCAUCCGGCUGUUACAGAGCUCAAAGAGUUGGAGAGCAAAGCCCAGGGCAGGACAGAGACUCUGAAAGAGGAAGGACCAACAGAUCUACGUGUCUUUGAGCUGAACUCGGAUAGUGGGAAAUCCACCCCCUCCAACAAUGGCAAGAAAGGCUCCAGCACGGACAUCAGUGAGGACUGGGAAAAGGACUUUGAUUUGGACAUGACUGAAGAGGAGGUGCAGCUGGCGCUCUCGAAGGUGGAGGUGUCUGGGGAGCUGGAAGAUGAAGAGUGGGAAGACUGGGAAUAAAGCGACAGCUUCCAGUGUGUCACAGGCUCAUUUCCACCAUCGAAAGUGAAUUAAAUCACGGACCGGCUGUUCCUUUGUGUGUAACUGUGCUGGGGAUUGCAGCUCCAGGCUGGAGGAGUUUCAUUCCUGCUAUAAAUCCUGUGGGCAACUUGAGUGACCCCUUCAGACCUGGAGGAGGAGGAGGAAGCAGGAGGUCACUCGUACACGUAGCUGCUAGGGAGCUCAUCUUCUCAGUACGUCCUAGAGACCGGCCAAGCCCAAACUGACUGCCCCGAAAGCGAGGGGUGGAGGCAGAUGUGAUGUGGUGAGGGGGUCCCUGGGGCCAGCUGGGCACUCGGACACCUGGCAGGAUCUCCUGGUGCCACCGGGCUGCCAGCUGGCUGAUUGUUGGCUCCUGUGUGUGCGCGUUGUCUGUGGUACAGCACUUCAAAGGCUCUUGGACUCCAGCUGUGCCCCCUCGCUUGCCGCUCCGUGCUGCUGGCCAGGCUGUCCCUGGAGAAAGCCCCCGUGCAGGGAGCGGCUGGGGGCUGGAGAUGCUGCAGUAGAGGCCCCUCCUGCUCCUCUCUCAUUGCUGCAAAGAAAGGCAGUCGGCUUGUGGCUUUGGCCCAGAGCUGGGCCACAUUGGAAGGAGCCAAACUCCCUGCCAAACCCUGAGCUUCUGCCUGGCUUUUUGUCUUGGAAGGUUUUUCUAAUGGAAUCUCUCAUUUCCUCUAAGAGCCAAGACCUGCGGCUUCCCCCUUCGCAGCUGCCCUGCCUUCCCCUGCUGGGCUUUGUGUACUUAAACUUCCCAAGCAAAGUACUUGUGGCUUGCUCUUACUUGAGCCCCUCUGGGCCGGCAGUGACUCGGGCCCCCUGGGGGGCAGAACCCCUCCCUUUGUGGUGCCCAGCUCAGCCCUUGUGAAGCCCCAGUGACCACUUUAACCCCCACCGUGGCACCGAGGGUCGGCCCUUCCCUCGCCCAGCCUGGCAGGAGGCAGGAGCAUCCAAGUGUGGGUGGAACCUGCUGGCUGAGGCUGUGUCUGUCCACUAAUGUGUCCCUUCGUGUCCCACCCGUGGCCACCAGAGUCACAGGCCUGGCUGUGCUCACUCGGGUUCCUUCCCCUAAGCCCCCUGUGACCGCUUGCAAUUGCUUCCUCCGGACCCAAAUGCCUCUCUUUUUGGGGCGUUUCCCUUCUAAUGGCACGAGAAGCUCCUUGGUGGAUGUUGCUAAUUACAGUUGUCCUCAAGGGAUGGAGCCCUCGCUGCUGUCUCUGGCCUUUGGGGUGGUGGUUUUGUCCGUGCUACCCUUCCUUCUGCCCCUUCCAGGGCUGCUUGCUGGGACCUGUGGGUUUCCUUCUGGGUUUGGAUAGCAUUAACCUUGGGGAACUUGGAAGAGUUGGGGAAGGUUUUUUUGCCCCCAGCUUUGGGGAGAUGCUCAAACGUGGCUGCCCACACAGGUGGCUUGGUGGCCGUGGUGACUUUAGGCGCUUACACAAGAGGGUGUCUGUCCUGCCAAGCCCUCCCACGUGGUGUGGUGGGCCCUGCAGAGCCUCUGGGGUGUGCUGCAGCCUCACCUUGCCCUGGCCUUGAAUUUGGCUGUAGCAGGAAAACCUGGUGUGGGGAGGUGACAGUGGUGGGGGCGUCAGGGGCUGUGGUCCCUCGGGGUUUGGUGGUCUGAGUCGCGGCUGGGUCCCUGGGCCCACACCGAGCUCCGAGGGUGCAGUGCUCUCACCUGUGUCACUGCUUUUCUUUUCUUUUUUUUUUUUUUUUUUUUUUUUUUUAAUUCUUCAGUCAAAUUAACCUUUUGGUUGUCUGUGCAAUAUUCUCUGUUCUGAACUAUCUGAACCCCAUCUCCCUGAGUUUUUUUCUAGCUGGGGCGAGAAACCAGGAACAAUUCUAACAGCUGGUAGUUUUGUAACGAUGACUUUCUCCGAACCUUUUACAGACUUGCGGAUAACAGCGAUUAAAGGAAUUCUACAGAGUC